AUGACCAAUUCCCUCUGGGACACCAGGGCUAUUUCCUACUUGGGAUGUGCUGCACAGGUCUUUCUGUUUGUAUUUUUGAUGUCAACAGAGUGUUUUCUUCUCACUGUCAUGGCCUACGACCGCUACGUUGCCAUCUGCAAACCCCUGCACUACGGGACCCUCCUGGGCAGCAGAGCUUGUGUCCACCUGGCAGCAGCUGCCUGGGGCAGUGGGUUUCUCCAUGCUGUGCUGCACACAGCCAAUACAUUUUCACUACCCCUCUGCCAAGGCAAUGCUGUGGACCAGUUCUUCUGUGAAAUCCCCCAGAUCCUCAAGCUCUCCUGCUCAGAUGCCUACCUCAGGGAAUUUGGGGUACUUGUGGUUAGUGCCUGUUUUACAUUUGGGUGUUUUGUUUUCAUUGUGCUGUCCUACGGGCAGAUCUUCAGGGCUGUGCUGAGGAUCCCCUCUGAGCAGGGACGGCACAAAGCCUUUUCCACGUGCCUCCCUCACCUGGCUGUGGUCUCCUUGUUUGUAAGCACUGGCAUGAUUGCGUACCUGAAGCCCCCCUCCAUCUCGUCCCCAUCCCUGGACCUGGUGGUGGCAGUUCUGUACUCAGUGAUGCCCCCCAUUGUGAACCCUCUCAUCUAUAGCAUGAGGAACAGGGAGCUCAAAAAUGCCCUGAGGAAAGUGAUUUCACGGACAUUUUUCAAUACCAGUAAACUUCCAGUCUUUUUCCACAAGUGA
Aquila chrysaetos chrysaetos is the source of this 723-nucleotide messenger RNA. RefSeq names its product olfactory receptor 14C36-like. Gene Ontology annotation, cellular component: membrane. Gene Ontology annotation, biological process: G protein-coupled receptor signaling pathway. The transcript is spliced from 3 exons. Bases 1 to 723 code for a protein of 240 amino acids. NCBI's taxonomy places the organism in Eukaryota, Metazoa, Chordata, Aves, Accipitriformes, Accipitridae. The record is from RefSeq and is a predicted model, not a curated record. Gene Ontology annotation, molecular function: G protein-coupled receptor activity; olfactory receptor activity.